CGCGAGGAUUGACAGCUCCUUCCUUCCUAGUGCAGCCGUUAGCUCUGCGGCUGUAUCACCGGCUGUUUGAAUGGUUUAGCGGCGGAAAGAAAGAUCUGUGAUGCGAUUGUUAUUUGACUACAAAUAGAGUUAACGUUACGGUCGAUUUAAAGAUACAGAGAAGCCACACUGAAACAAGGUAAGAGGCUGAGCGAGUGAGUGUGCGAGUGAGAGAAGGAACGAGAGAGAGAGAGGCCAUGGACCAGCAGAGACAGAGAUCUCUCUCCACAUCAGGAGAAUCGCUGUACGCCGUGCUGGGCCUCGAUAAGGCCGCGACGACAGAGGACAUCAAGAAAUGUUACAGGAAACUAGCAUUGAAGUUUCACCCAGACAAGAACCCGGACAACCCAGACGCAUCUGAAAAGUUUAAGGAAAUCAACAACGCCCACUCAAUCCUCAGCGAUUGCACUAAGAAGAACAUCUAUGACAAAUACGGCUCGCUGGGGCUCUACGUCGCAGAGCAGUUCGGAGAGGAGAACGUCAACACCUACUUUGUUCUGUCCAGCUGGUGGGCGAAGGCCUUGUUUGUCUUCUGCUGCCUGUCCACAGGCUGUUAUUGCUGCUGUUGCCUGUGUUGCUGCUUUAACUGUUGCUUCGGUAAAUGUAAACCUCGGCCGCCCAUGAACCAGGAGCCCGAGUUCUACGUCUCCCCCGAGGACCUGGAGGCCCAGAUGACCGCUGACGAGAGAGAUGGCGGUGAGCCCAUCGUGAUGCAGCCAUCCUCAGCCACAGAAACCACCCAGCUCACCACUGAUGCCCACCAAAACUACAAGACCGACGCAUACUAGACACACACACACACACACACACUCACACCUGGCAGUAUCAACCAAUAACACCCAUACACACACCAGCAAAUACCAGAUACCAUCUCUCACAGACGGCCAUCACACCACUCAGCCCAAGCGUUUACCUAUAAUUCACGUUAAUGUGCAUAUCAAUGUAAAGUGAGGGGAGACGGAGGAAAAAUACACGCAUACAAAAAAAAGGUGCUGAAUACAGACAACACGAGUGAUCCUGUGUUUCUUCAGGAUCAUCCAGAGUAACAUUCGUCUUUAGAGAAUUGGAUGAGCUCAUAGUUCAGCUGGCAUCAGGAGGCUAGUAUCAAAAAUAUCCAUCAUGUCAGAUGAAGUUAGAAGCACAGAAGGGGAAGCUUUUCAAAACGCACACGUUUCAUGAGAAAAAAAAGCAUUAAACCUGAAAAUUGUGUGUGUUUGCAAACUCGAGUCGAGUGAAUUACCUGAAACUUAAUUGAAGAUAAUUCACCAGUUUAAAAUUAAUCCGGCCAGAGAUUCACAAUUAUGAUAUGCAGUGUGUGUGUGUGUGUGUGUGUGUGGGGGGUAAAACAACCCAAUGUGUAUUUUAACGCUUUUAAGUCUAUUUUCUUCCGUAGCACAGCGAUUGUGUGUUGGGCUCUGAGCGAUGCCAAAGCGUGGUCGACCGACACAUGCAAUCUGACGUACAUUUCGUUACCUGCCCAAAUCAGCUCGGCUAACCACGGCCUGUCCACAUGCAGCCCAAAGGUUAUGAUGCACACUGUGCGAGUGACACACUUUGUACACACACACUGGACUCUUCUCAGUUUUCUAUUUUGUGCCUCCUCGUCUCCUCUCUCCUCUGUCCUCCUGCCUGUAACCCUGAAAUCAAUCUCCAGGAAUGCAGAUGUGUUUUUGCCACCUGUGACGUAUAAAAGAGGCGUGACACACGGCUAUGCCACACUGCCCAAUUAACUGACGGUGCUUUAAAAGGAUGGCUCCAAAGCACAGAUGUCUCGUUUUGUUGAAGGCCUGUCUCCUUGUCUCCUCUCUCCUCAGCAAAGGAACUGAGGAUGUACAAACUGAAAAAUGAGAAGAGCCCGUAGUACAAACAGAAUUCCGUCUGUUUCGGACUAUAUCCGACUCCUGUGUGCUGUCGAGACUACAAAGAAUUGCCAUCUCGCAUAUUUGCCAAGUGGAAAUUUAUGCAAUGCGUUCCUGGAAAGAGUUUUUUGACACAUCAUACAAGGGUUUUACCCUUGAUGUCUAGAACGUACCUAGAUUUUGUUCUUCAUAUGCUCAGAAACUGCUCCAUGAGAAACAAGCGGUUUUCUUUUAGCUGGUUAGGUUGUAAGAAAACUCUCUGAAGGCUUCUCGCUCAGCCCAAAGCUGGCAGGAAGUAGGUCACUGAUCCUGUCGAUGAGUUUGGUUCGGAGUUUAAAAGACCAUGUGGCUGUUUAAAACACUUGUCAAUAGGGAUGCACCGAUCUGAUCGGCGCCGAUCCAUAUCGGCCGAUAUUGCCAUUAUCGGUUUUGAUCGGCGUUCUCAAAACGGCCGAUCAAACCGAUCGAUCAGAUGACGUAACAUCUGCGAGAACUAUCAGACGUUUCAAUCGCAAUAAUGCGACACAAUAAAUAGAAUGCUUCAAUCGACACCGUGAUCGGUGAUCGGUAUUAUCGGAUCGGCAGAUACUGAUUUCGGUGAUCGGUAUUAUCGGUGAUCGGCAGAUUCUGAUUUCAGUGAUCGUGAUCGGUGAUCGGCACAAAAAACCUGAUCGGUGCAUCUCUACUUGUAGUAUAUAGAACAACUUUAUUGUAAGACCAAAGUGUUUCUGCUUCUGGCCUUGAUCAAGGUCGUUUAUUUGUCCUCACCCUUGUGAACGUCGCCACAGGAGCUCCUCUCGGUGUGAAGAGGGCGGCACCAGUGUCCCCCCCAUUGAAACCAUUGGCUCACUUGCAUCUGGUUCAACAGGUUGUGUGCCUCUCCAUUCUGAAAUAGUUGGGAGUGUGGCAUGCAGACUCCACUAGCAAGUAAAUUCCACUUGUCAUCCAGCACAUUAAUACCGCACGAUUCAUCAAGUUUGCAGCCAGACAGAAACGGCUUCCUUGAGGAAACACCUGACUGAACAGAUACCUGGAAGUCGACAGCAGCCGGCACACAAAGCGCUGCUGAAUGUCGACUGUGACGGGUUUGUUUCUACUCCUCAAAGAGAAGUCUCAAAAGGUCUUCAAGUAAUAAUUAACUCCUAUUAAAUCUUGAAAGGGUAUCACAUUGCUUCAGUUUCUCAGUAGUAGCAGUAAUUAUUAGUCAGGUUACUUGUUAUUAACACGAAUGCGUUGUACAUUUGCCAUGGUCCCCUUCCUUCGCACUGCUUCCUUCUUUUAUACUUUCAACAUAAUCCAUGUUUUGUGAGAAAGUAAAAAUGAUGUACGUGUCGUUUAAAGUGUAUGUUUAGAUUUGACGUCACUGUAUUUCUUUUGAGUUCAACACUUUUUUCUUCUAUUUGUUUGUCUCUGUAGAAUUGCUUUCCAUUGUUUUUCUUUUCUUAUUUAUGUUGUUAAUGAAGGGAGGAUAUUGAUAUCCAAAGUCUUAUUUGUUUAUGUGGCAGCAGUUUUGUAGAUUAUAUAAUCCUCAUAGCAACUGAAGAGCAGUUUACAACAAUCAGGCUGAUUAUGUCGUAGAGUAUAAUUUUCCAGAAUAACACUCAUUUUCUUUUUUUGUAGCGUAUCUAUAUUAAGUAGCACUCCAGCUCUGCUAAAGUAGGAAAUACAGGAACAUUGUGGUUGUUUGUGUCAACAGUUUGAUUUGUGUUGUGAUUAAACCAACCAGGCUAAUUUAUUCAAUAUAUUUUCUUUGAUUCCGAAACCAAACACUUUGUUCAUUAUGUAUUUAUACAUAUCAUGAGACGAUGCAAUAUGAGCAAAAUGGUUCCCCUUAAAUUCUCUUCCAAAUGUCCGAUCGCAAAUUUCAAAGGGCCAUAAUUUUAAGAAAGGUUCCUAAUUAGCUCGUUCUUAAUUGGCUCAUUCUGAAGCAAAGAGAAUAAGGGUUAACACAUAACUGUUCAAAACAGGCUGCUUAAGUCUGAUUUGUAUUCCUUUUUAUAGCAUUUAAGUUUAUAAUUCAGAGUUUGGACUCCAAUUAAGGAUUAAAAAGAUAUUUUUAGGAACCUUUAUGAAACUUGAAGGUGCCCCUUUUGAAUUUGAUUUAUCUUGAUUAGCGUUGUGCUUCAUGUUGUGUCCAAUGAAAUGCUACAUUGUUUUUAAAAACCCUCCUUUCUUUUUGAUUUUCCUCUAUUGACCAAACAUGCAACCGUGUCUGAGUGAAUGCAAGGUGAAGCCUAAAAAACAUAAACCUGGAGUCUCGAAACUUCCAUUGUUGGAUCUAUAACAAGGUCAAAAUAAAUAACAAAAACUGAUGUAAGUAAAUACAGCGACCAGAUCAUAAUGAUAUCGAAGCAUUAUUUUAUUUUUCUUAAUCUAUUAACAAUUAGCUUGAGGGGAUGUAUAGAAUUUUAGAUGUGAACUAUUUUGAAAAUGAAGUGGCAAAUUGACAGACCUGCUGUAUAUACACGCAGAGUACUUAGAGACUUAGAGAUGAUCUGUUCUGAGCAUGAUCUGAAGAUGUUUGUGUGUCAGCCAGAUGUUUGAGUAAAUGAAGUAUAUGACACACUGUUGUCAAAUAAAUGUUUCUGUUGCUUCAGA
Molecule: messenger RNA, 4496 nt
Organism: Pseudoliparis swirei
Lineage: Eukaryota; Metazoa; Chordata; Actinopteri; Perciformes; Liparidae
Product: dnaJ homolog subfamily C member 5-like
Exons: 5
Coding region: 237-827 (196 amino acids)
Biological process (GO): regulation of synaptic vesicle cycle
Cellular component (GO): intracellular membrane-bounded organelle; membrane; presynapse
Source: RefSeq, a predicted model, not a curated record